UUAGUGUCCCUGGAGGUUCUCUGUAGGGCCACGUUCAGAAAGGCGGAGCUCUCUGCUGAGUCCAGUGUUUGCUCCCUCAACUCAGGAUGUGGUCAGCUAGAAACAAGAACAAAAACUUAAAAAAAAAAAAAAAAAAACAGGCCAGUGGUGUUCUCUUUCCCCAAGGAUUGGGAAUUGUGCUGAUCCCAGAGCCCAUGUGCAGGGGUGACAAGCUACUGCAACGCUUGAUGAUGUCAUCGUUCGGGACAUUUUGGAAGAAGGUGGUUUGAGCAAGAAGAUGAUAUCUCCGUCCGUCACAUGGCCACUUGCAACCAUGCCAUUUCUAUCGUCCUCACUCUUGCUUCUCUUAACUGUGUCAACUCCUUCCUGGUGUCAGAGCAGUGACACUACGUCUCCGAAAGCUACCAAUGGGACACCAUUCCCUUGGGAUAAAAUACGACUUCCUGAGCACAUUGUCCCAGUUCAUUACGAUCUCAUGAUCCACGCAAAUCUCACCACUCUGACUUUCGAGGGAACCACGGAAAUAGAAAUCGCAGCCAGCCGGCCUACAAGUGCCAUCAUCCUGCACAGUCACCUUCUGCAAGUAUCUAAGGCCACCCUCAGGAGGAGAGUUGGAGAGAGACUGACUGCAGAACCCUUGAGAGUCCUGGAAUACCCGCCUCACGAGCAAAUCGCACUUGUGGCUUCCGAGCCUCUGGUGUUUGGGCUCCCGUACACAGUUGUCAUUGACUACACUGGCCAUCUCUCGGGGCAUUUAAAUGGAUUUUAUAAAAGCACCUACAGAACCAAGGAAGGGGAAGUGAGAGUACUUGCAUCAACACACUUUGAACCUACUGCGGCCAGAAUGGCCUUUCCCUGCUUUGAUGAACCUGCCUUCAAAGCGAAUUUUUCAGUCAAGAUCCGAAGGGAGCCCAGACACGUCGCCAUCUCCAAUAUGCCGCUGGUUAAAUCUGUGACUGUUGCUGAAGGACUCCUAGAAGACCAUUUUGAUGUCACUGUGAAGAUGAGCACCUACCUGGUGGCCUUCAUUAUUUCAGAUUUUGAGUCCAUUAGCAAGAUGACCAAGAACGGAGUCAAGGUUUCCAUAUAUGCUGUGCCAGACAAGAUACACCAGGCAGAUUAUGCCCUGGAUGCCGCCGUGACGCUUCUAGAAUUUUAUGAGGAUUAUUUCAGCAUUCCAUAUCCCUUGCCCAAACAAGAUCUUGCUGCUAUUCCGGACUUUGAGAGUGGUGCUAUGGAAAACUGGGGACUGACCACGUACAGAGAAUCUGCUCUGUUGUUUGAUGCUGAGAAGUCUUCUGCGUCAGAUAAGCUUGACAUUACUUUGAUAGUGUCUCAUGAACUCGCCCACCAGUGGUUUGGAAACCUCGUUACCAUGGAAUGGUGGAAUGAUCUUUGGUUAAAUGAGGGCUUUGCCAAGUUUAUGGAGUUUGUGUCUGUCAGUGUGACUCAUCCUGAACUGAAAGUUGAAGAUUAUUUCUUUGGCAAGUGUUUUGAUGUGAUGGAGGUAGAUGCAUUAAAUUCUUCACACCCUGUGUCGACAGCUGUGGAGGAUCCUGCUCAGAUUCGGGAGAUGUUUGAUGAGGUUUCUUAUGAAAAGGGAGCUUGUAUUCUGAAUAUGCUAAGGGAUUAUCUUGGUGCCGAUGCAUUUAAAAGUGGCAUUGUCCAGUAUCUCCUGAAGCAUAGCUACAAAAACACAAAAAAUGAGGACCUGUGGAACAGCAUGGCAAGUAUUUGCCCUACAGGUGGCACAGAGAGGAUGGAUGGCUUUUGCUCUAGGGGCUCACGUUCAUCUUCAUCGUCACACUGGCAACAGGAAGGCCUUGAUGUAAAAACCAUGAUGAACACGUGGACGCUGCAGAAAGGCUUUCCCCUGGUAACCGUCACAGUGAGAGGGAGGAACGUACACAUGAAGCAGGAGCUCUACAGGAAGGGACCUGAUGACGCCUCAGAAACUGGGGACCUGUGGCAUGUUCCAUUGACCUUCAUUACCAGCAAAUCGGACUCAGUCCAAAGAUUUUUGCUGAAGACAAAAACAGAUGUGCUCAUCCUCCCCGAAGAGGUAGAAUGGAUCAAAUUUAAUGUUGGAAUGAAUGGCUAUUACAUUGUGCAUUAUGAGGAUGAUGGAUGGGAUUCUUUGACCGCUCUUUUAAAAGGGGCGCACACGACAAUCAGCAGCAAUGACCGGGCCAGUCUCAUUAACAAUGCAUUUCAGCUUGUCAGCAAUGGAAAACUCUCAGUUGAAAAAGCCUUGGAUUUAACCCUGUACUUGAAACAUGAAACGGAAAUUAUGCCGGUGUUCCAGGGUUUGAACGAGCUGAUCCCUAUGUAUAAGUUGAUGGAGAAAAGAGAUAUGAAUGAAGUGGAAAAUCAGUUCAAGGCCUUUCUCAUCAGGCUGCUGAGGGACCUCAUUGAUAAUCAGACGUGGACAGAUGAGGGCUCAGUGACGGAGCGAAUGCUGCGGAGCCAGCUCCUCCUCCUCGCCUGUGUGCGCAAGUAUCCGCCCUGUGUGCAGAGGGCAGAAGCCUAUUUCAGAGAGUGGAAGGAAUCCGAUGGAAAUUUGAGCCUUCCCAGCGAUGUGACCUUGGCAGUGUUUGCUGUUGGGGUCCAGAACCCGGAAGGAUGGGAUUUUCUUUAUAGAAAAUAUCAGUCUUCUUUGUCUAAUACUGAGAAAAAUAACAUUGAAGUUGCCCUCUGUGUUAGCCAAGAUGAGGAAAAGCUUCAGUGGCUACUAGAUGAAAGUUUUAAGGGAGACGUAAUAAAACUUCAAGAGUUUCCACAUAUUCUUAGAACUGUUGGCAGGAACCCGGUGGGAUAUCCAUUGGCCUGGAAGUUUCUGAGGGAAAAUUGGGAUAAACUUAUACAAAAGUUUGAACUUGGCUCAUCUUCCCUAACCUCUAUGGUAAUAGGAACAACAAAUCAGUUCUCCACAAGAGCACGGCUUGAGGAGGUGAAAGAAUUCUUCAGCUCUUUGAAGGAAAAUGGUUCUCAGCUACGUUGUGUCCAGCAAACAAUUGAAACCAUUGAGGAAAACAUACGUUGGAUGGAUAAGAAUUUUGAUAAGAUCAGAGUGUGGCUACAAAGCCAGAAGCUUGAACUGCUCUAAAAGCCUGUUCCUCGCUGGUUCCUGUGAAGUGUAAUCUGUGAUGUUGUGGAAUGCAAUUAUUUUCAAAUUAGGGAUGGCUGUUGGGGCUCCACUGCAGACACUUCCUUCUUCCUUCUUGAUCAUUUGACUAUUCCUGUGAAAAGACGAAAAGACUGCCUACUCAACUGUCCAUCGAUGGGUUACCGCUACUGUGUGUUUUAUCGAUAGGUGUCGCUCUGCAAUGUAAACCCAAGGGGUGGGGUCCCUACUGUGUAGGGCAUCCUACUCCUUUUUCACCCCUAUCCGUAAGCCUUGUGCUUUCCAAAGCCCCGCUUGCCACAUGGAUGUCACCCAUAUGCUGUUGAGUCAUUGUCCUCUAAAGACUUGUGAAUUGUAGGGACCACUGAACCCUGGGGCUGACUUGGAGGCUCAUGUCCUCAGGCUUGUGAUUUGCUCUCUUUUGGUCAGUUUCUCAGGAAGGCAGAUGGGAGCUGGGGUGGGAGAGAGUAGGUGGGGGUGUUUGUUACCCUGGUUCCCUUGAAGGAUGCCCCAGGCUGACCUCCACCGAAGCUAGACCUGGGAGGUGGUCCUCUUUCCCAUUUGGUCUUUUCCUCAUUUGGGUGAAGUGAGAGCCUGGCUUUCACUGGUCCUGGCAGUACUCGUGGGUUGCUUACGUCCUCCCCACACCUUUGUUGAGAAAACACAACUUUUAUGGAACUCUCCUCAAAUAAUCCUGAUUUGAGUAUGUGGUCUACUUCUUCAGAGACGCUGACUGAUCAAGUGUCCCUCUGAAAAAGCAGAGUAUGUUCAGGUCUAGAGGAGAAGACUUUCAUUUGAAGUUGAACCUCGAAGCUGUUGAUACUUAGGUAGGUGAUGCUUCCUCUCGCUCCUUAUUCAGCCCAGUUCGUAAUUCCCCAAUAAUUUCCUACUGCUACUAGGGCCUCGCAGAGUCUCCCGUAAAUAAUGUACUGUAAAACUGAAAGUACUUGGUCAUAAUUAGCUUAAGUGUGGACAAUGUGUUGUCUUUGAAGUCUUUAAUGAGUUUAACCGUAAAGUUUAAAAGCAUACGAUAUGAAAAAAUGUCAGUGUGCUCUAACAUAUGUGGACGAGAGUGACUUCUGGACAUAAAUGUGUUUACAGUUCUAUUUUUAUAUGUAUUACAUGGUCUAAUGAAACCAGAAAUCGCUGGUAAUUUCCACCCCCCAGGAUUAACCUUCUAAAAGACACACAGAGCCAAGAUUUUACUGUAAAAUAUUUUAAUUGUGUUUUGUACUUUGAUUUAAUGAAACAUGGAAAUAGUGGUUUUCAUUUUUGGUCAACUGAGGAACCUAUUUUAAUUUGCUUUUGGGAAAGUCCAUUUCCUAAAUAGAUACAAUAUUGCUACAACAAUGUGCAAAUACCUCUUUGGUAAUAAAAGUUGUUUUAUUUUCCUUGAA
Canis lupus familiaris (dog) is the source of this 4521-nucleotide messenger RNA. RefSeq names its product endoplasmic reticulum aminopeptidase 1 (gene ERAP1). Gene Ontology annotation, molecular function: zinc ion binding; peptide binding; metalloaminopeptidase activity. Gene Ontology annotation, cellular component: cytoplasm. NCBI's taxonomy places the organism in Eukaryota, Metazoa, Chordata, Mammalia, Carnivora, Canidae. The transcript is spliced from 20 exons. The coding region runs from base 278 to 3106 and encodes 942 amino acids. Gene Ontology annotation, biological process: proteolysis; peptide catabolic process. The record is from RefSeq and is a predicted model, not a curated record.